AUGGCGCCAUUUCCCUGCGGCGUUUGCAAAAAGAAAUUUAACACUAGACCUCGCAUAAUCAGCCAUGCACUCGAGACUGGCCAUAAUGCGAAUCAAUGUUGCCGAGUGUGCUUGCGAUGGUUUCAAAGCACCAGUGCUUUUGCAGCCCAUGCAAAAUCAGCAGCCCACCUCGAAGAGGAAGCAAAGCAAUCACAGUCUCUAAGCGCAUCAGUCACCGAUAGCAAAGAGACUUCAACAGAUGCGAUCGAUAGCAAAGAGACUUUAACAGAUGCGCCGCCUCCCGUACAAUUGCAAUUUGGAGAUGUCUGUUACACAUGCCUUACACAUCAGCAGCAAGAUGAGGUCUUCAAUCAGCUCUCUGCUAAAUGUCAUUCCGUCGAGAUUCUUGAGAAAGAAGGCUAUAUACUUGAUGUUGAGAAAGGACCGGCAACGAAGAAGCAAAAGCCACGGCCAAGCCUAGCAGACUUUCAACAGACACCACCGAUUCAGCCGGCUACUAUCAAGCGGCGAGCUGUUGUAGUUGACUGUGAGAUGUCAGAGACAUCUGACGGAUCCGAUGAGCUGGUCAGCCUCUACGUGAUGGACUUCUUGACUGGCGAGACCCUGAUCGAUUCAUUAGUUAUCCCUUCUCGGACGAUCACCGACUGGAGAGCAAAGAUUCACGGUAUAGACGCUACGAUCAUAAGCGAGGCAGCAGCACACAAAAACGCUUUGCACGGUUGGGCCGCUGCGCGCGACGAGCUGUGGAAGUACAUCGACGAGAGUACAAUCCUUGUCGGACAAUCAGUACUAUUUGACUUUGAGGCUCUCCGCUUAAUCCACAUGCGUGUCGUGGACUCGGCAAUACUCGCAACAGAGGCUGUCUUUAACAAGACGGGGAAGAAAUAUAGGAAACCGCGCCGACGGUGGGGACUCCAGGAACUGUGUGAAAAAUUUCUCGGUAUCCAAAUACGCAACGGACACGGGAUACACAGCAAUAUGGAAGAUGUUCUAGCUGCCAGAGAGGUUGUGCUGCAGUGCUUGCUAAAGCCAGAGCACUUCAAGGAUUGGGCGGAUAAGGCGCGAGAAGACUUUUGGAAGCCCAAAGAAGGCAGCAAGAAUCAGAAGAAGAAGAAGACCAAGGAGCCGACUCAUCAAAUCGCUAAACAAGCAGCCCCAGCGCUUGAAACGAUUGAGGACUCUGAGGAUAUUUAUUAUAUUCUCGACGAUGAUGAUAUUUCUUAUGAUUUUGAGGAUGUCGGAGGCUAUUGCAUGGAACGGGAUUGGUUCAUUAACUUUGGCGCCGACAUUGCUUAUUAUUAA
Trichoderma breve is the source of this 1302-nucleotide messenger RNA. RefSeq names its product exonuclease domain-containing protein. The coding region runs from base 1 to 1302 and encodes 433 amino acids. Gene Ontology annotation, cellular component: nucleus. The record is from RefSeq and is a predicted model, not a curated record. Lineage: Eukaryota; Fungi; Ascomycota; Sordariomycetes; Hypocreales; Hypocreaceae. Gene Ontology annotation, molecular function: nucleic acid binding; exonuclease activity. Gene Ontology annotation, biological process: ribosomal large subunit assembly; rRNA processing. The transcript has a single exon.